Molecule: messenger RNA, 1125 nt
Organism: Stomoxys calcitrans (stable fly)
Lineage: Eukaryota; Metazoa; Arthropoda; Insecta; Diptera; Muscidae
Exons: 2
Coding region: 265-1125 (286 amino acids)
Source: RefSeq, a predicted model, not a curated record
GCGUUUCGUUUGGUUUUUUUGUUUUUGCUUUUAAGUUGGAGAAAUAAGAAAGAAAAAGUGUUAAGAAACCUUAAAAAACGUUACGCGUUUUGUAACGGUGACAACUGCUAGGAAGAUACCAAGCCCCACCAAUGUUGGCCAAGAAGCUAACUACCAAUCAAGGGCCAGAAAGUGUAAUUGUGGGAGAAGAAGAAAAAGAAGCUAGUAAUCCAUAAAUGGAUUAAACACAUAAAGACAGCUUCCUAUAUUUCAAUCAUUUAAAAUAUGGGACAAGAGAUAUCACAACAUAAUAAAUGUUACACAAGUAGACGACAACAGCAACAAUCUUUUCCCCAACAAUCACAUCAUCAUUAUUCCGAUAAGCCAAACAAAAACUAUCAACCCACCAACAACACCAAUCCUUAUUCCAACAACACCAACAAUUCCUUAUAUACAACGACUACGACGACAUCAACAAACUCCUGCUCCUCUGCUGUGCCCAACGUCAAACACUACAACGCUAAACACAAGGAACUUGUAUAUACCUCUUCCAGCAUAUCGAACGCCUCCUCCACAGACGACGAAUACUAUAGGCAAAGACAAAAGUAUAGUCUGACCAAGCAAAGUUACGAGAAAAGUAAGGUGGCCAAACCCUUGGGUUCGCGCAAAUCAUUGGAUAGCCACUCUACCACAACUACCACCUCUGACUAUCAGUCGUGUAAUUUUGCGGCCGCAGACGAAUUGUAUCGUGACAUUAAGGGGCGCCAUCAACGUCACAAUUCGCAGAGUACAGACAGUGGCAUUUAUUACUCAUCGUGCCAGUGUACACCCACACGAUUCUCCUCCACAGCUUCGGUGGCCAGUGGUGGUGGGCAUUCGGUGGUGUCCAGCAAAUCUAAUAAAUCUGUGCAGAAACAAAAGGAUUACCUGGAUCAUCAUUUGUAUAUAAAAUCUUAUUUGGACAUUUUGGAGGAGGAUCAAAGGGCCAGUGCCCAGUACAAGGUAGCCAAGCCGGGAGGCAUACGCAAUUAUAAACCCAAAAUUUUAGCAGAGGUAUCAUUGUCCACAAGUGCUCCGGUGACCACGUCGACGAUCAGCGCAUUUUCCAAACACAAAUCGAAACUUAAAGAAGAUCCUUGGAUCUGA